Messenger RNA from Penicillium argentinense, 186 nucleotides. RefSeq lists its product as uncharacterized. The record is from RefSeq and is a predicted model, not a curated record. NCBI's taxonomy places the organism in Eukaryota, Fungi, Ascomycota, Eurotiomycetes, Eurotiales, Aspergillaceae. The coding region runs from base 1 to 186 and encodes 61 amino acids. The transcript has 2 exons.
AUGAUGGAAAUUCAUGCUUCGACCUGUUGGGCCGACUUCUAUGCGCUUGUGGGUGACGAUCGCAACCAAGGAUACGCCAGCUUCAUCGAGUCGCUCACGGGCAUCGAAUACCAUCCAAACUCUACCGAGUGGCCUCGGUCGUCCCCGGCCGUGGCCUAUAUCGAGGUGGCCAACUCACCCAGGUAA